AAUAUAAUCAUGGCCAAACCUUAUGAAUUUAAUUGGCAGAAGGAAGUUCCUUCGUUUUUGCAAGAAGGAGCAGUUUUUGACAGAUAUGAAGAGGAAUCCUUUGUGUUUGAACCCAACUGCCUCUUCAAGGUGGAUGAAUUUGGCUUCUUUCUGACCUGGAGAAGUGAAGGCAAGGAAGGACAAGUUCUAGAAUGUUCUCUCAUCAACAGUGUUCGACUGGGAGCCACACCAAAGGAUCCCAAAAUUUUGGCUGCUCUUGAAGCUAUUGGAAAGUCAGAAAAUGACCUGGAAGGGCGGGUAGUUUGUGUCUGCAGUGGUACAGAUCUGGUGAACAUCAGUUUCACAUACAUGGUGGCUGAAAAUUCAGAAGUAACUAAGCAAUGGGUCGAAGGCCUGAGAUCCAUCAUACACAACUUCAGGGCCAACAAUGUCAGUCCCAUGACAUGCCUCAAGAAACACUGGAUGAAAUUGGCAUUUAUGACCAACACAAAUGGGAAAAUUCCAGUUAGGAGUAUUACCAGAACCUUUGCAUCGGGGAAAACAGAAAAGGUGAUCUUUCAAGCACUCAAGGAGCUAGGUCUUCCCAGUGGAAAGAAUGAUGAAAUUGAACCUGCAGCAUUUACUUAUGAAAAGUUCUAUGAACUGACACAAAAGAUUUGUCCUCGGACAGAUAUAGAGGAUCUUUUUAAAAAAAUCAAUGGAGACAAAACUGAUUAUUUAACGGUAGACCAAUUAGUGAGCUUUCUAAAUGAACAUCAACGAGAUCCUCGAUUGAAUGAAAUUUUAUUCCCAUUUUAUGAUACUAAAAGGGCAAUGCAGAUCAUUGAGAUGUAUGAGCCUGAUGAAGACUUGAAGAAAAAAGGCCAAAUAUCAAGUGAUGGGUUUUGCAGAUACCUGAUGUCAGAUGAAAAUGCCCCAGUCUUCCUAGAUCGCCUAGAGCUUUACCAAGAAAUGGACCACCCUCUGGCUCACUACUUCAUCAGCUCUUCCCACAACACCUAUCUCACUGGCAGACAGUUUGGUGGCAAGUCUUCAGUAGAAAUGUACAGACAGGUCCUCCUGGCUGGUUGCAGAUGUGUUGAACUUGACUGUUGGGAUGGAAAAGGUGAGGACCAAGAACCAAUAAUAACUCAUGGAAAAGCAAUGUGCACAGAUAUCCUUUUUAAGGAUGUUAUUCAAGCCAUCAAGGAAACUGCAUUUGUCACAUCUGAAUAUCCUGUAAUUCUCUCCUUUGAAAAUCACUGCAGCAAAUAUCAACAGUACAAGAUGUCCAAAUAUUGCGAAGAUCUAUUUGGAGAUCUCCUGUUGAAACAAGCACUUGAAUCACAUCCACUGGAACCAGGCAGGCCUUUGCCAUCCCCAAAUGACCUCAAAAGAAAAAUACUCAUCAAAAAUAAACGGCUGAAACCUGAGGUUGAAAAAAAACAGCUUGAAGCUUUGAAAAGUAUGAUGGAAGCAGGAGAAUCCGCUGCCCCAGUGAACAUCUUAGAGGAUGACAAUGAAGAGGAAAUAGAAAGUGCUGAGCAAGAGGAAGAAGCUCACCCUGAAUACAAAUAUGGAAAUGAACUUUCUGCGGACGACUUGGGUCACAAGGAAGCUAUUGCCAAUAGUGUUAAGAAGGGCCUGGUAACUAUAGAAGAUGAGCAGGCAUGGAUGGCAUCUUAUAAAUAUGUAGGCGCCACCACUAAUAUCCAUCCAUAUUUGUCCACAAUGAUCAACUAUGCACAGCCCGUAAAGUUUCAAGGUUUCCACGUGGCUGAAGAACGCAAUAUUCAUUAUAACAUGUCUUCUUUUAAUGAGUCAGUUGGUCUAGGCUACUUGAAGACACAUGCGAUUGAAUUUGUGAAUUAUAACAAACGGCAAAUGAGCCGCAUUUACCCCAAGGGAGGCCGAGUCGAUUCCAGUAAUUACAUGCCUCAGAUUUUCUGGAACGCUGGCUGCCAGAUGGUUUCGCUGAACUAUCAAACCCCAGAUUUAGCGAUGCAAUUGAAUCAGGGAAAAUUUGAGUAUAAUGGAUCGUGCGGGUACCUUCUCAAACCAGAUUUCAUGAGACGGCCCGAUAGAACAUUUGAUCCCUUCUCUGAAACGCCUGUUGAUGGGGUUAUUGCAGCCACUUGCUCAGUGCAGGUCAUAUCAGGUCAGUUCUUAUCAGAUAAAAAAAUUGGCACAUAUGUAGAAGUGGAUAUGUAUGGGUUGCCCACCGACACUAUCCGGAAGGAAUUCCGAACACGCAUGGUGAUGAACAAUGGACUCAAUCCAGUUUACAAUGAAGAAUCAUUUGUAUUUCGGAAGGUGAUCCUCCCUGACCUGGCAGUCUUGAGACUUGCAGUGUAUGAUGACAACAACAAGCUGAUUGGCCAGAGGAUUCUGCCACUGGAUGGCCUCCAAGCAGGCUAUCGACACAUUUCUCUUCGAAAUGAGGGAAAUAAACCUUUAUCACUGCCAACAAUUUUCUGCAAUAUUGUUCUUAAAACAUAUGUGCCUGAUGGAUUUGGAGAUAUUGUGGAUGCUUUAUCAGAUCCAAAGAAAUUUCUUUCCAUUACGGAAAAGAGAGCAGACCAAAUGAGAGCUAUGGGCAUUGAAACUAGUGACAUCGCCGACGUGCCCAGUGACACGUCAAAGAAUGACAAGAAAGGGAAAGCCAACACAGCGAAAGCAAGUGUGACCCCUCAGAGCAGCUCAGAGCUCAGGCCCACCACCACGGCUGCCCUGGGAGCUGGCCUGGAGGCCAAGAAAGGUAUUGAACUGAUCCCUCAAGUGAGGAUAGAAGAUUUAAAGCAGAUGAAGGCUUACUUGAAGCAUUUAAAGAAACAACAGAAGGAGCUCAAUUCUUUAAAGAAGAAACAUGCAAAGGAGCACAGUACCAUGCAGAAGCUACAUUGCACACAAGUUGACAAAAUUGUGGCACAGUAUGACAAGGAGAAGUCAACUCAUGAGAAAAUCCUAGAGAAGGCAAUGAAGAAGAAGGGGGGAAGUAAUUGUCUUGAAAUGAAGAAAGAAACAGAAAUUAAAAUUCAGACGCUGACAUCAGAUCACAAAUCUAAGGUCAAGGAGAUCGUGGCGCAGCACACAAAAGAGUGGUCAGACAUGAUCAACACCCACAGUGCAGAGGAGCAGGAGAUCCGGGAUCUGCACCUCAGCCAGCAGUGCGAGCUGCUCAAAAAGCUCCUGAUCAACGCCCACGAGCAGCAGACCCAGCAGUUGAAACUGUCCCAUGACAGGGAAAGCAAGGAAAUGCGAGCACACCAGGCUAAGAUUUCUAUGGAAAAUAGCAAAGCCAUCAGCCAAGAUAAAUCUAUCAAGAAUAAAGCAGAACGGGAAAGGCGGGUCAGGGAGUUAAACAGCAGCAACACUAAAAAGUUUCUGGAAGAAAGAAAGCGACUCGCAAUGAAGCAGUCCAAAGAAAUGGACCAGUUGAAAAAAGUCCAGCUUGAACACCUCGAAUUCCUAGAGAAACAGAACGAGCAGCUUUUGAAAUCCUGUCAUGCAGUGUCCCAAACGCAAGGCGAAGGAGAUGCAGCAGAUGGUGAAAUUGGAAGCCGAGAUGGACCGCAGACCAGCAACAGUUGUGUGAAACUCCAGGACACAAACUGAAACCACAGAACCACUGCAUCAAAAGAGCACUCCCAAAGUUCUGAACACAAAUUCCGUGGAAGAAAGCUGAUGUCUUUUGCGUUUCCUUUAUGUAUAGACAAGAUGUCACCUGAAACCCACAGAGACUUACAUACUUCUCUUAAAUGUUUUGAAUACUGAAUUUCCUUGGCCAACCAAAAGUAGCUACAAAUCCCCCCAAAUUACGAUUCCAAUAAGGCAGAGUUUACCCAUUGAUCAUACCACUUAAACAUGUUUGCUAUAAAGUACCAUCACAGAUAAAUGAGCUUGGUGUUAACAACUCUGCUUUGUGAUGCAUUAGGACAUGUUUGAGCAAUGGCAAAAAUAGUGUAUUAGCCAUGUGAUAGUAAGCGCAUGCACUAGGGGGAAAAAAAACUCUGUCUACAAAUUUAUCAGCAGAAGUGGUGAUCUGCUAGACAAAUAAUCUGGGGGAAUUUUUCUACAUCUAAGUUACCUCAUCAGUAAGUGCCAAGUCUCCACCAUGCCAUAAGAAGCUAACUUCCUGUAACAGUUGUGGAAAUUAUUAGAACAAUAGAAAAAAAAAAAGAACAGUGUCCCUGUGCCAAAACCCAUCAGUGCUCAAAAGGAGAACUCUGUCAGGCACUUUUAAGAAAGUUGACAUCUGACAUUGCUUUCUAGGAAUUGCUUCUGCCAGUUCCAGAUUAUUACAGCUCACUCUUACACCAUAAAGAUUGUGAAGUGGUUAUUGGCAAACGUUUGUAAAUGUGACCAUGUAUAAAGUAUUUAUACACCUAAUUCUCACUAUCAGAGAGCAAAAUCAUCUAAGUAUUGCCACAUGACAAGAUUAGUAAACAGGAAUACUAGAACUAUGUUUGCAUGAUACACAAGCACCAAUUACGACUGAUCCGUACACAGUUAACCUAAUGCAAGUAAAUACUGGUUAAGAAAAUGUAUGGCACAGAAUAUAAUUUGACUCUCAAGACUUUUAGCAUAAUGAAGAAGUCUAUAUAUAUGUGUAUAUGAAUUAUGUGGGCAUUCUUGAUACUUCAAGUUCUAGUUUCAAAAAAAGAUACAUAACUAAUUUAAUUUUACACAAAAAUAUUUAUGCAGAUUUUCAGAAUUUCAUAUCAGGAAAUAACCUUUUUAUGUCUGUUAAAUAUCAAAACAAUUUGCUACAGUGUUAAUCUGCAUGGCCUUUAAGCCUGCUAUAGUUGUGUUGCAGAGAGUGCAUGAAGAAAUCCCCCCUGGGAAUGGAGCCGUGCCCCAAAGCCCAGAGGAGUGCAUGGAAACUGUAGUCUAGAGCUAAUCAGAUUACUGAUUUUAGGGCACAAACCACCAACUGAAUUGUUGUAUAUGCCUGUACAGAUUGAUUCUGUGUGUUCCUCUGAAUAAAGCAGAGAAAAUUAUGUUACCAUCAAUAUUGAAAUUAAACUUCCAACUUCUCUAAUAAAAAAGGAAAACACAUCUAACACCCGUCAGAGUAUUUGCUCCCAAAGAUGCUUUCCAGUGUACUUUUCCUGUUUCAUAAAAGAUCUCUUCAUUGAAGGGGGCUUAUGCAUGACCCAACACAUUUUGCUCCUGACGCAAAACAGGCUGAUUCUAGUUGACUCCCAAUGUAAAGUACUUGUUUUGUUCUUCUUUUUCUCGUAUUUAUCCUUUGAACUGGCUUCUGUGAAAUUCUCUGGUUCCAAAUUUCCUUAUCUGCAAGACAGUGGAGUUAGACUAUGUAUCUUUCAACACUAACAUCCCAUGAAAAAUGAUGGCUAUUAAAAUGGUACCACAUUUGGAUGGCCAGUUUUCA
Messenger RNA from Lipotes vexillifer (Yangtze River dolphin), 5374 nucleotides. It is a transcript of the gene PLCB4, whose product is annotated as phospholipase C beta 4. Gene Ontology annotation, biological process: phosphatidylinositol-mediated signaling; lipid catabolic process; release of sequestered calcium ion into cytosol. The transcript has 36 exons. The record is from RefSeq and is a predicted model, not a curated record. NCBI's taxonomy places the organism in Eukaryota, Metazoa, Chordata, Mammalia, Artiodactyla, Lipotidae. Gene Ontology annotation, molecular function: calcium ion binding; phosphatidylinositol-4,5-bisphosphate phospholipase C activity. The coding region runs from base 10 to 3594 and encodes 1194 amino acids.